Molecule: messenger RNA, 381 nt
Organism: Funneliformis caledonium
Lineage: Eukaryota; Fungi; Glomeromycota; Glomeromycetes; Glomerales; Glomeraceae
Source: the annotation of a GenBank genome assembly
AUGGCAAAAUUCUCAAAAUUGACUGUUCUCUUCAUUGUUGCUAUCCUCAUCAUUGGAACUCUCGCUUCCUUUGGAGCCACAGAAAAUUCUCGUUUAGUUGCUCGUCAAGACCCAGCACCAGCUGACGGUAAAGCACCAGCACCAGCUGACGGAAAAGCACCAGCACCAGCUGACGGUAAAGCACCAGCACCAGCUGACGGUAAAGCACCAGCACCAGCUGACGGUAAAGCACCAGCUGACGGUAAAGCACCAGCUGACGGUAAAGCACCAGCUGACGGAAAAGCACCAGCUGACGGUAAAGCACCAACUGCCGCCGGAAACAAACUUGAAAGUGGUUUAGUAACUGGAGCCGUUGUUGCCGGUCUUUCAGAUUGUUCCUGA